This is a messenger RNA of Melitaea cinxia (Glanville fritillary), 2152 nucleotides long. It is a transcript of the gene Nhe1, whose product is annotated as sodium/hydrogen exchanger 8. Gene Ontology annotation, cellular component: Golgi apparatus; membrane. Bases 1 to 1962 code for a protein of 653 amino acids. The record is from RefSeq and is a predicted model, not a curated record. Gene Ontology annotation, biological process: sodium ion transport; regulation of pH; proton transmembrane transport. NCBI's taxonomy places the organism in Eukaryota, Metazoa, Arthropoda, Insecta, Lepidoptera, Nymphalidae. The transcript is spliced from 7 exons. Gene Ontology annotation, molecular function: sodium:proton antiporter activity.
AUGGGUGACAGUGAGACUUGGUACCCAGCAAGAGAUAAUUCAAAUAAUAAAGUUAUACACGAUGAAAUGUUUUUCUGGAAAGCUUCAAGGUCGAAGAGAGAUACUGUACAAAACAUACCUAGUUCGAGCGAGUCUACUUUGCCAGACCAUGUUACAAAUUCAACUACAUCGAAAACUACUUCUGAAUCUCCAAAUGUUGUAUAUGAUGUAGGGCCUUCAAAUUCUUCAAUAUUAUCAGUAGUACCUAUUAAUGUUUCAUCAUCUGCUACUCCUAAUGUAUCUGACGUGAAUCCAUCAGAUGCAGCUCCAUUGCCUGGUAAAAGUUCAGCUGAAGAUGAACACAACAGUUCUAUGGCUAUAUUUUUUGUACUUUGUAUAUUAGCACUGGGCAUACUUUUAAUUCACCUUAUGUUACAAACGGGCUUCUCAUAUCUGCCCGAGAGUGUCGUAAUCGUGUUCCUGGGUGCAUUAAUUGGUAUGAUUAUAAACCUUAUGUCUAUAAAAAAUAUUGCUAAUUGGAGAAAGGAGGAAGCCUUUUCACCCACUGCAUUCUUUUUAGUUUUAUUACCACCCAUAAUUUUUGAAUCUGGAUACAAUCUGCACAAAGGAAACUUCUUUCAAAAUAUUGGUUCAAUCUUAUUAUUUGCUAUUGUCGGGACUGCAAUAUCAGCAUUUGUGAUAGGUGCUGGUAUUUAUUUAUUGGGUUUAGCUCAAGUAGUAUAUAAAUUGAGUUUUGUUGAAUCAUUUGCCUUUGGAUCUCUUAUUUCUGCAGUGGAUCCUGUAGCUACAGUUGCCAUAUUCCAUGCUCUAGAUGUCGAUCCAGUUUUGAACAUGUUAGUAUUUGGGGAGAGCAUACUUAAUGAUGCUGUUGCUAUAGUUCUUACAACAGCCGUUCUAGAUUCGAAUGACCCACUGAUGUCAACAACAGAAGCUAUAUUGUCUGCUAUAAACCGUUUUUGGUUAAUGUUUUUUGCUUCUGCUGGAAUUGGAGUUCUGUUUGCACUUAUAAGUGCACUUCUUUUAAAACAUGUAGAUCUUCGUAAGAAUCCAUCUCUAGAAUUUGGUAUGAUGUUAGUGUUUACAUAUGCCCCCUAUGUGUUAGCUGAAGGGAUUCAUUUAUCUGGUAUAAUGGCAAUAUUAUUUUGUGGAAUAGUGAUGUCACAUUACACUCACUUUAAUCUUUCGACUGUAACUCAAGUCACUAUGCAACAAACUAUGAGGACCCUUGCUUUUAUUGCUGAAACCUGCGUCUUUGCAUAUUUGGGACUUGCUAUAUUUAGUUUCAGGCACCGUGUUGAACCAGCAUUAGUUGUUUGGAGUAUUGUGCUAUGUUUACUUGGAAGAGCAGCAAAUAUUUUUCCUCUUGCUUUACUAUGCAAUAAAUUCAGAGAGCAUAAAAUUACCAAGAAAAUGAUGUUUAUUAUGUGGUUUAGUGGAUUAAGAGGUGCUAUAUCAUACGCGUUAUCUCUCCAUCUGGAUUUUUCUGAUGAAACCCGGCAUGUGAUUAUAACAACGACUCUUAUAAUUGUUUUAUUUACUACUUUAUUCUUUGGAGGUUCAACUAUGCCUUUACUGAAAUUUUUACGUGCUAAUAAGAAAGUUAAACGGUCAAGGUCAUUGCGCAAGCAGAAAGAAGUAAGCUUGUCAAAAACUAAAGAGUGGGGUCAAGCCAUUGACUCUGAACAUUUAUCAGAAAUUACUGAGGAAGAACUUGAGGUUAAUUACUCUCAUGCAACAAGGCUUAAAGGUUUUGUAAGGUUGGAUAUGAAGUAUUUGACACCGUUUUUCACCAGAAGAUUUACACAUCAGGAACUCAAAGACUGCAAGAGUCAAAUGACAGACCUCACAAAUCAAUGGUACCAAGCUAUCAGGAUAUCUAAUGAUCAUGAAACAGACGAAGAUGAGAGUUUGCAACCUAGCUCUCUUUCGAACUCUCACACAAGUCUCCAACGGGGCGUAUAAAUAUAAUUACAAAAAAGCAUUUUAGUAUGUUAAUAGUUUAGGUAAUGUGCAAUAUUUUAAUAUUUCACGUGUAUAUUUUAUGUGCUUUUCAUGUACUUUUAAUGAUAUGUAUAUUUCUCAUUCAAAAGGCAGGGCCUACAUUAAUUUAUUAAAAAAACAUUUAAAAUGUAAAAUUUUAUUCUUAAAUGUA